GCCCGCCCCUAAGGUUAGACUGAAGAGCCCAGUUUAGCGCGGAAACCUGUUAUGCAUGAUUACAGUGACGAUGAGGCUCGCACGCAGAGUCCAGCCGCUGGGUUGCGUGCUGGCGCUUCGCUUCUUGGUCCUGGUUCUCUGGGACGUCCCUGCGGCCUGGGCCCUGGACAAUGGCUUGGCCACGACCCCUACCAUGGGCUGGCUGCACUGGGAGCGCUUCAUGUGCAACACUGACUGCGAAGAAGAACCGGAUUCCUGUAUCAGCGAGAAACUCUUCAUGCAGAUGGCAGAUCUCAUGGACUCAGAGGGCUGGAAGGAAGUAGGGUAUGAGUACCUCUGCAUUGAUGACUGUUGGAUGGCUCCCCAAAGAGAUUCAAAAGGCAGACUUCAGGCAGACCCUACACGCUUUCCUAGCGGGAUCCAUUACCUAGCUAAUUAUGUCCAUAGCAAAGGAUUGAAGCUAGGAAUUUAUGCAGAUGUCGGGAAAAAAACCUGUGCAGGCUACCCUGGGAGUUUUGGAUACUAUGACAUUGAUGCCAAGCUCUUUGCCGACUGGGGAGUAGAUCUGCUAAAAUUUGAUGGUUGUUACUGUGACAGUGUGGAACAGUUGGCAAAUGGUUAUAAACACAUGUCCUUGGCCCUGAACAAGACUGGCAGAAGCAUUGUGUACUCCUGUGAAUGGCCCCUUUAUAUGUGGCCCUUCCGUAAGCCCAAUUACACAGAAAUCCGACAGUACUGCAAUCACUGGAGAAAUACUGGGGACGUUUAUGAUUCUUGGCAAAGUGUAAAGAGUAUCUUGAACUGGGUAUCUUUUAACCAGAAGACAAUUGUUACUGUCGCAGGACCAGGGGGUUGGAAUGACCCAGAUAUGUUAGUGAUUGGCAACUUUGGCCUCAGCUGGGAUCAGCAGAUAACUCAGAUGGCCCUCUGGGCUAUCAUGGCAGCUCCAUUACUCAUGUCCAAUGACCUCCGACACAUCAGCACUCAAGCCAAAGCCCUCCUUCAGAAUAAGGAUGUGAUUGCAAUCAACCAGGACCCCUUGGGGAAGCAGGGGUACCUACUUAGAAAGGAAGACAACAUUGAAGUGUGGGAACGCCCUCUCUCAAACUUAGCCUGGGCUGUGGCUAUGGUAAACAUGCAGGAGAUCGGUGGACCUCGUUCUUUUACCAUAAACAUUGCUUCCCUGGGUCAAGGAGUGGCCUGUAAUCCUGCCUGCCAUAUCACCGAGCUCCUCCCUGUGAAGACAAAGCUUGGGUUUUAUGAAUGGACUUCCUGUUUAAAAACUCGAAUAAAUCCCUCAGGCACUGUUUUGCUUCGGCUAGAAAGCCAGACUACAUAAAAAUAAAAAGCUUCCUUAAAAA
Molecule: messenger RNA, 1361 nt
Organism: Rhinolophus ferrumequinum (greater horseshoe bat)
Lineage: Eukaryota; Metazoa; Chordata; Mammalia; Chiroptera; Rhinolophidae
Gene: GLA
Product: galactosidase alpha
Exons: 7
Coding region: 56-1339 (427 amino acids)
Biological process (GO): glycosylceramide catabolic process; glycoside catabolic process; oligosaccharide metabolic process
Cellular component (GO): cytoplasm
Molecular function (GO): alpha-galactosidase activity
Source: RefSeq, a predicted model, not a curated record